AUGGCCGCUGGGUGUGGUGAAGGCGACGCACUUGAAGCCGCGGUCUCUUUUCUCGUCUUCUGACACCGCCUGCGGCCCAGCGGGCUGGUUCAUGCUGAGCUGGGGGCGCAGACUUCGGCCAGGUUGUGGGAAGGUGAAAUAAAGAUAACUACAGCUUUCUGUGAAAAUGUCAGUUCUGAUAUCACAGAGUGUUAUAAAUUAUGUGGAAGAAGAAAAUAUUCCUGCUCUGAAAGCUCUCCUUGAAAAAUGCAAAGAUGUUGAUGAGAGAAAUGAGUGUGGCCAGACUCCACUGAUGAUAGCUGCUGAGCAAGGCAAUCUGGAAAUAGUAAAAGAAUUGAUUAAGAAUGGAGCUAACUGCAAUCUGGAAGAUUUGGAUAACUGGACAGCACUUAUAUCUGCUUCAAAAGAAGGACACAUACACAUUGUGGAAGAGCUACUUAAAUGUGGGGUUAACUUGGAGCACCGUGAUAUGGGGGGAUGGACAGCUCUCAUGUGGGCAUGCUACAAAGGCCGGACUGAUGUAGUAGAGUUGCUUCUUUCUCAUGGCGCCAGUCCAAGUGUCACUGGUCUGUAUAGUGUUUACCCAAUCAUUUGGGCAGCAGGAAGAGGCCAUGCAGAUAUAGUGCAUCUUCUACUGCAAAAUGGUGCUAAAGUCAACUGCUGUGAUAAGUUUGGAACCACCCCUUUGGUUUGGGCUGCACGAAAGGGUCAUUUGGAAUGUGUGAAGCAUUUAUUGGCAAUGGGUGCUGAUGUCGAUCAAGAAGGAGCAAAUUCAAUGACUGCACUUAUUGUGGCAGUAAAAGGAGGCUAUACACAGUCAGUAAAAGAAAUUUUGAAGCGGAAUCCAAAUGUAAAUUUAACUGACAAGGAUGGAAACACAGCCUUGAUGAUUGCAUCAAAGGAGGGACAUACAGAGAUUGUGCAGGAUCUGCUGGAUGCUGGGACAUAUGUGAACAUACCUGACAGGAGUGGGGAUACUGUGUUGAUUGGUGCUGUCAGAGGUGGUCAUGUCGAAAUUGUUCGAGCACUUCUCCAAAAAUAUGCUGAUAUUGACAUUAGAGGACAGGACAAUAAAACUGCUUUGUAUUGGGCUGUUGAAAAGGGAAAUGCAACAAUGGUGAGAGAUAUCCUACAGUGCAAUCCUGAUACUGAAAUAUGCACAAAGGAUGGUGAAACCCCACUGAUAAAGGCCACCAAGAUGAGAAAUAUCGAAGUAGUAGAGCUGCUGCUAGAUAAAGGAGCUAAGGUGUCUGCGAUAGAUAAGAAAGGAGAUACUCCCUUGCAUAUUGCUAUUCGUGGAAGGAGUCGGAAACUGGCAGAACUUCUUUUAAGAAAUCCCAAAGAUGGGCGUUUACUUUAUAGGCCAAACAAAGCAGGAGAGACUCCUUACAACAUUGACUGUAGCCAUCAGAAAAGCAUUUUAACACAAAUAUUUGGAGCCAGACACUUGUCUCCUACCGAAACAGAUGGUGACAUGCUUGGUUAUGAUUUAUAUAGCAGUGCCCUGGCAGAUAUUCUCAGUGAACCUACCAUGCAGCCGCCCAUUUGCGUGGGGUUGUAUGCACAGUGGGGAAGUGGGAAAUCUUUCUUACUCAAGAAACUGGAAGAUGAAAUGAAGACAUUUGCAGGACAACAGAUUGAACCGCUUUUUCAGUUUUCUUGGCUUAUCGUGUUUCUUACCCUGCUACUUUGUGGAGGGCUUGGCUUAUUGUUCGCUUUUACGGUUGACCCAAAUCUUGGCAUAGCAAUUUCAUUGAGCUUCCUGGCGCUCUUAUAUAUAUUCUUCAUUGUCAUUUACUUUGGUGGACGAAGGGAAGGAGAGAGUUGGAAUUGGGCCUGGGCCAUCAGUACCAGAUUGGCAAGGCAUAUUGGCUAUUUGGAACUUCUCUUCAGACUCAUGUUUGUGAACCCACCUGAACUGCCAGAGCAAACUACAAAAGCUUUGCCUGUGAGAUUUUUGUUUACAGAUUACAAUAGGCUGUCCAGCGUAGGUGGAGAAACUUCCUUGGCUGAAAUGAUCGCAACCCUCUCAGAUGCUUGUGAGAGAGAGUUUGGCUUUUUGGCAACCAGGCUUUUUCGAGUAUUCAAGACUGAAGAUACUCAGGGUAAAAAGAAGUGGAAAAAAACUUGCUGUCUGCCAUCAUUUGUCAUCUUCCUUUUUAUCUUUGGCUGCAUUAUUGCUGGAAUUACUCUUCUGGCUCUAUUCCGAGUUGACCCAAAACAUCUGACAGUAAAUGCUGUCCUCAUCUCAGUUGCGUCUAUGGUGGGGUUGGCCUUUGUGCUGAACUUUCGUACAUGGUGGCAAGUGUUGGACUCUCUCUUGAAUUCUCAAAGAAAACGCCUCCAUCACGCUGCUUCCAAAUUGCACAAGUUGAAAAGUGAAGGAUUCAUGAAAGUUCUGAAGUGUGAAGUGGAGUUGAUGGCCAGGAUGGCAAAAGCCAUCGACAGCUUCACUCAGAAUCAGACAAGACUGGUGGUCAUCAUUGACGGCUUAGAUGCCUGCGAGCAGGACAAAGUCCUUCAGAUGCUGGACACUGUCCGAAUUCUGUUUUCAAAAGGCCCAUUUAUUGCCAUUUUUGCAAGUGAUCCACAUAUUAUCAUAAAGGCCAUUAACCAGAACCUCAAUAGCGUGCUUCGCGAUUCAAACAUAAACGGACAUGACUACAUGCGCAACAUAGUUCACUUGCCCGUUUUCCUCAAUAGUCGUGGGCUCAGCAACGCAAGGAAAUUUCUUGUGACUUCAGCAGCAAACGGGGACCUGUCAUGCUCAGAUGCUGCAGGGAUACAGGAAGAUGCUGAUAGGAGAGUUUCACAGAACAGUCUUGGGGAGAUGACAAAACUAGGUAGCAAGACAGCCCUCAACAGACGGGACACAUACCGCAGAAGGCAGAUACAGAGGACCAUCACGCGGCAGAUGUCUUUUGAUCUCACAAAGUUGCUGGUUACCGAGGACUGGUUCAGUGACAUCAGUCCUCAGACCAUGAGAAGAUUACUCAAUAUUGUUUCUGUCACAGGGCGAUUACUGACCAAUCAGAUCAGUUUCAACUGGGACAGGCUUGCUAGCUGGAUCAACCUCACUGAGCAGUGGCCGUACCGGACUUCAUGGCUCAUCUUAUAUUUGGAAGAGACCGAAGGUGUCCCCGACCAAAUGACAUUAAAAACCAUCUAUGAAAGAAUAUCAAAGAAUAUUCCAACAACUAAAGAUGUUGAGCCACUGCUUGAAAUUGAUGGAGAUAAAAGAAAUUUUGAAGUGUUUCUUUCUUCAAGGACCCCAGUUCUUGUGGCUCGAGAUGUGAAGACGUUUCUGCCGUGCACUGUAAACCUAGAUCCCAAACUACGGGAGAUUAUUGCAGAUGUCCGCGCUGCAAGAGAGCAGAUCAACAUAGGAGGCCUUGCGUAUCCCCCACUCCCUCUGCAUGCAGCUGCUCCUCGGGCCCCAGCAGGGUGCAGUCAGCCCCCUUCUGUCUGCUCUUCCUCCACGUCCUUCAGCGGGCCAUUCACAGGGGCGCUGGUGUCACCGCAGCAGCCUCACAGCAGCUAUUACAGCGGCAUGACGGGCCCUCAGCAUCCCUUCUACAACAGGCCAUUCUUUGCCCCAUACCUUUACACGCCAAGGUAUUACCCUGGCAGUUCCCAACAUCUCAUCUCACGUUCAUCAAUAAAACCGAGUUUGCCCAGAGAUCAGAACAAUGGCCUAGAAGUUAUCAAGGAGGAGGAUGCUGAGGGGCUUCCUUCACCCACAGACUCCUGCAGGGGAUCAGGCCCUGCCACAGGAAUGCUUCUGUCACUGAAUUCAAUGACUGUGGAUGCUGUGUGUGAGAAACUGAGACACAUAGAAGGGCUGGACCAGAGCAUGGUGCCUCAGUAUUGUGCAACAAUCAAAAAGGCAAACAUAAAUGGGCGGGUGUUAGCACAAUGUAACAUUGAUGAACUGAAGAAAGAGAUGAACAUGAAUUUUGGAGACUGGCAUCUUUUCAGAAGCACAGUACUAGAGAUGAGAAAUGCAGAAAACCAGGUGGUUCCCGAAGACCCACGUUUUCUGAAUGAGAACACCAGCACCGCAGUUCCUCAUGGGGAAUCUACUCGUCGUUCUUCGCACAAUGAAUUGCCUCAUACCGAGCUUUCCAAUCAAACUCCCUACACAUUGAACUUCAGCUUUGAAGAACUGAAUACACUUGGCCUAGAUGAAGGUGCCCCACGUCACAGUAAUCUGAGUUGGCAGUCACAAACCCGCAGAACCCCAAGUCUUUCGAGUCUCAAUUCCCAGGAUUCCAGUAUUGAAAUUUCAAAGCUUACUGAUAAGGUGCAGGCCGAAUAUAGAGAUGCCUAUAGAGAGUAUAUUGCUCAGAUGUCCCAAUUAGAAGGGGGCACAGGGUCUACCACGAUCAGUGGCAGAUCUUCUCCACAUAGCACCUAUUAUUUGGGUCAGAGUUCAUCAGGGGGCUCUAUUCACUCUAAUGUAGAACAAGAAAAGGGAAAGGAUAGCGAGCCAAAGCAAGACGAUGGGCGGAAGUCAUUCCUAAUGAAGAGGGGGGAUGUCAUCGAUUACUCAUCAUCAGGGGUUUCCACUAACGAUGCCUCACCCCUGGACCCUAUUACUGAAGAAGACGAAAAGUCGGAUCAGUCAGGCAGUAAGCUGCUCCCAGGCAAGAAAUCCUCAGAAAGGUCCAGUCUCUUCCAGACAGAUCUGAAGCUUAAGGGAGGUGGACUGCGCUAUCAAAAACUUCCAAGUGAUGAAGAUGAAUCUGGUACAGAGGAGUCAGAUAAUACUCCACUGCUCAAAGAUGAUAAAGAUAAAAAAGCUGAAGGCAAAGCAGAGAGAGGGUCAAAGUCUCCAGAACACAGUGCCGAGCCUAUUAGAACAUUCAUUAAAGCAAAAGAGUAUUUAUCAGAUGCUCUCCUUGACAAAAAGGAUUCAUCAGAUUCAGGAGUGAGAUCCAACGAAAGUUCUCCUAAUCACUCUCUUCACAAUGAAGCUGCUGAUGAUUUGCAGCUGGAAAAGGCGAAUCUCAUCGAGCUGGAAGACGACAGCCACAGUGGGAAGCGGGGAAUGCCCCACAGCCUGAGCGGCCUGCAAGAUCCAAUUAUAACCCGCAUGUCCAUUUGCUCAGAAGACAAGAAAAGCCCUUCUGAAUGCAGUCUGAUAGCCAGCAGCCCUGAAGAAAGCUGGCCUACGUGCCAGAAGGCCUACAAUCUGAACCGAACACCCAGUACUGUGACUCUGAACAACAACACUGCCCCGGCUAAUCGAGCCAAUCAAAAUUUUGAUGAAAUGGAGGGAGUUAGGGAGACUUCUCAGGUCAUGUUGAGGUCUGGGUCUACUCCCAACCCCACUGCUAUUCAGAAUGAAAAUCUAAAAAGCAUGACGCAUAAGCGAAGCCAGCGCUCAAGUUACACAAGGCUUUCUAAAGAUGCUUCAGAGCUCCAUGCGGCAGCCUCUCCUGAUAGUACAGGUUUUGGAGAAGAAAGAGAAAGCAUUCUGUAAGAUAAACAAGCAGGAGUGGAAGAGUAGUAGUAUUCCCUUAUGACAAGAUUGUCUUGAAUUUCAGAUUCUUCCAUCACCUUCAUACAUUUCAUUCAUAGGUAGUUAACAGAGAAUGCUAUACACAGAGGAAAGCCUAGAAGUGAUGGUUCCCCAGCCAGCCUGCAUUGUGCUUGUAAUUAUCAUCUUCAAAUCUCACUACUAUUACUAUGCUUUUCAUUGGCACAUAAAUCCAAAAAAUGUUUGUGACACAAUCGGAGUAUAAACAUAGAUCAGAAACAGUCUAAAGGGCCUAAUUUGCAAAACAAACAUUCAUCAGACAUUUGAGGGAAGACGUGAUGUUAGAUGAAACAGAAGCAAAUUUUGGUCAUAAAUUGUUUAAAUGAAAAUUGACAGGUUUUGCCUGCUGUAGUUUCUUUAAGUGGGGCAGAGAGGGGCUUGUGGAAGGUGGAGGGAGAUGGUGGGGGCAAUCUAAGUAAUGUACAAUGUAAGAGUACUCAAGAAUUGUCAUAGUGAGUCCCCCCUGUACAAGGAAUAUAUCGUAAUACAAAUGGAAAUCAAAAGAAUUUACUGGUUUUCAGCUGGGUGCUAUGGCUCACAACCCCCUAAUCCCAGCUGCUUGGGAGGCGGAGACCAGGAGGAUUGAGAUCUGAGGCUGACCCAGGCAGAGAGCUAGACCCUAUCUGAAAAAUAACCUAAAGCC
Messenger RNA from Castor canadensis (American beaver), 6185 nucleotides. The record is from RefSeq and is a predicted model, not a curated record. NCBI's taxonomy places the organism in Eukaryota, Metazoa, Chordata, Mammalia, Rodentia, Castoridae.